GCUUGGUUUGUUGACAGGAAGUGUGACUGUGCGUUUGAAAAGCUCGAAGCGUAAAGUAAAACCAGGUUACGGUUCCUCAGUUAGCGCUUCGAUACGUCGGAAUAAUCAACAACGUCGACGUGAAUUAUGAUGUUGACAGCAACUGUCAAGCAAAGAUGCAAUGGAGGUCAAUAGUAGUGGGUCUUCUUGUGCUACGUGUGGCCCUGAACUGCAUCCUGUGGCUCGCUUUCGGACUCGGACCCAGCUGGGGCUUCAACUUCCCGCUUCAGUUCAGCUUCAACCUGCACAAACACACAGAACCUCAGACAGACGGAGACCAGAGGACCAACAGCUGGUCACAGCGUGUGUACGACAACAACAAGGACCAUCCAGUAGGAACCUGCUCAAAGAUCAACCACAACACGCCAAAGAAAUCUUACCUCAGCGUCUUUAAAGCCAGUAUAGACGACUAUGAUAGAAAGUACGGCUCUUUUCCUGACGCCCUCAGGAUUAAAAUGAAGGGAAUGGCCAGGGACAUGUUCUACUUCGGCUAUGACAACUACAUGAAAUACGCUUUUCCUGAAGAUGAGCUAAACCCCAUCGACUGUGAGGGCAGAGGACCUGAUGUACUAAACCCGUCAAACAUCAACAUCAAUGACGUGCUCGGCAACUACUCCCUGACACUAAUUGACACUCUUGAUACUCUGUUGGUGCUGGGGAAUGUGUCAGAGUUUCAUCGUGCUGUCAAGCUGGUUAUAGACACUGUCAGUUUUGACAAGGAUUCCACAGUACAAGUGUUUGAGGCCAACAUCAGAAUCCUGGGCAGCCUAAUCUCUGCUCACAUUCUCCUGACCGAUUCCCGGCACCCGUUCGGAGACGCGGGGCUCGAAGAUUACGAUAAUGAGCUCCUGCAUCUGGCCCAUGACCUGGCGGUGCGGCUGCUACCCGCGUUUGAGAACACCAGCACCGGCAUCCCCUACCCCAGGGUGAAUCUGAAAAGUGGCGUGCCUCCUGACAGCAUAAACGAGACGUGCACAGCAGGAGCGGGCUCUCUUCUGGUCGAGUUUGGCAUCUUAAGCCGACUGCUUGGAGACUCAACGUUUGAGUGGGUGGCAAGGAGGGCUGUCAGAGCUCUAUGGAACCUGAGGAGCAACCAAACGGGGCUGCUGGGGAAUGUAGUAAACAUCCAGACGGGUCAGUGGGUUGGGAAACAAAGUGGCCUGGGUGCAGGCAUGGACUCUUUCUAUGAAUACCUGCUGAAGUCUUACAUCCUCUUUGGAGAAAAAGAAGACUACAAGAUGUUCAUGGCUGCUUAUGACAGCAUUCAGAGCCACCUGAGGAGAGGGAGAGAAGCUUGUAAUGAAGGAGAAGGCGACCCUCCACUUUACGUAAACGUGAACAUGUUUAACGGACAGAUCAUGAACACAUGGAUCGACUCUCUUCAGGCAUUUUUUCCCGGUCUGCAGGUUUUAAAUGGAGAUGUGGAAAACGCCAUUUGUCUCCAUGCCUUCUACUAUGCAAUCUGGAGGCGUUUCGGGGCAUUACCAGAAAGAUACAACUGGCAGCUGCAGGCUCCAGAUGUGCUCUUUUACCCUUUAAGACCUGAGCUAGUUGAAUCUACAUACUUGUUAUAUCAGGCCACCAAGAAUCCUUUCUAUUUACAUGUCGGCAUGGACAUACUUGAGAGCCUUGAAAAGAAUACCAAAGUCAAAUGUGGCUAUGCCACACUCCAUCAUGUUGUAGACAAGUCCAAGGAGGAUCGUAUGGAGAGUUUCUUUCUCAGUGAGACCUGCAAAUACUUGUACCUGCUCUUUGAUGAAGACAACCCUCUGCACAAGUCUGGGAGCAAAUACAUUUUCACAACGGAAGGCCACGUAGUGCCCAUAGACCCACGUUUUAGACAGAAAAAGUGGGAAGAACAUGUCUCCAAGUUCACCAAGGAACCUCCAGCCAACAUCAGCAAUUGCGAGCGGAUCCCUGAGGAGCGCCGCUUCGGUCUUCCUCUGAAGAGCGUGUACAUGAGACAGAUUGACCACAUGGUUGGACUUUCAUGACCCCAUCAGUUGAAGUUUAGUACAAAAUCUCAACUCUCUGGAGAGGUUUAGUAGUGUGGCUCUCCAAACUGAGAAAUUGUUAUUAUUAUUUUGUGUUAUUGUUUUUUUGCACAAGAACCUCACAGGAUGCAUUUAACAUCUCAAUGGUCUAGCACCUUUGUUCUGAUUUGUUAGUCUGGAUCAACACUGAUGUUGCUGCAUUCAGUGCAAAGAAUCUUUUACAAGGAAACACUUCAGGGGACGUGACACAAAUCGUACAGUUCCUCAAUGAUUUUAACAUAGUUAAUAGUGAAUUGUGGUUAAGCUUGACCAGUUGGUAUGGUACAAAUUGCGCUGCAUUCCACUCUUUAAUAUACUUUUGUCAACUUCACUCUUACCAGUUCCCAAUCGGUCACUGUUUUAAAGGUCAUUCCAGUAGUUUGUCUCAAGUGAAAUUUGAUAACGAAUGUCUUGGCAGUCUGAGGGAUCAUCAUUCAACAUCAGAGUAGGGGAAUGUAGCCUAGUGGUUAAGGUGUUGGACUACCAAUCAGAAGGUUGUGAGUUGGUAUCUUAGGUCUACAAAGCUAGCAACAAGGUUCUUAACCCUUAAUUGCUCAGUUGUUUACAUUUACAGCAUUUAGCAGACACUCUUAUCCAGAGUGACUUACAUUUAUUUCAGUUUAUACACCUGAGCAAUUGAGGGUUAAGGGCCUUGCACAGGGGCCCUGCAGUGGCAACUUGGUGGACCUGGGAUUGGAACCGAUCAGUAGUCGAACACCUUAACCACUGAGCUACCACAUCCCACUGUCAUUGUUUAAAAUGAUAAAAAUAUAAGUCGCGCUGGAUAAGAGCGUCUGCUAAAAGGCCAUAAAAGUAAUUGUAGUAGAUUUCAUCUCACCCGUUUUUCUUUUCAAGCAUAAACACGGCCCAUCAAACUAGUUCCAAAGGUAUUAGAAUUUUUACAUCGAUCUGUAAGAAGCUUAUCGUGCGAUGCAGGUUACGCACGUCCGACUCAUGAGGGGAGGCCUCUGAGAACGUGCUUAAGAACCUUAUUCGUAGACACCGUAGCUCUGUACGAUUGUUUUCACCAUUUGAUUUUAUGUCUUUCUUCAGGGUCUGACUGGUGCUCUAAGAGUAGCAGUGUUCUUACUCCAUGAUUUAUAACCAGUAUUUCAGUGCCAAAUUUUAUCACAUGCAACGGACCCUUGACAGUUUUGUGGUAUUUUGUUGAGCUUCCUUGUGAGUAGCUGGUCUUAGCUUGAGCUUCCGGUUCAGCUGUUCUGACAAACUUGCACCGUGUGCCUUCCAGAAACAUGCAGCAAAUAAAACUGUUUACAGGAUCUUUGUUCACUUAGCAAUACCUUGUUAUUCUGUGCUUUUGCUGAUGAAUCUUAGCUUGCAUUCUGUUGCAGUGCCACAUCAUAGACAUCAUGAUUUUUUUUCUCCCAACUGUAGUCAACUAAGCAUCUUUUAACUUUAUCCCCACAUUAGAUUUCCUUUGCACUGCUGCUGGUAAUUUAGUGACAUUAUUUUGUUGUAUCAUUUUUAUUAUCCUUUUUUUCUUUCAUUCUUUUUAAUCCAAAGUCUCAUAUUUAUGAUGACGGAAUAGCCACAUCAUGGCGCAAGCGUGUGCCUUAUACAGCUCUGAAUCUCUGCAUAGUCCUCAGGAUCAACUGUGUUUUGUUUUUUUUGUUUUUUUUUUCCAUGAUGUAUUCAUACAGUAAUAUUUGGUAUGAAAGACUGACACGAAUGCUGUGUGUAAGACGACUAACAUAGAACUCAUGAGAUAACUAGCAAGGUAUUUGUAAAGAUUUCAAUGUUUGUACUGAAGUGUGAUUUCAGAGCAAAAGCCAUAAAACAGGAUUUUGGGUUUUCUUCGGGGCGCUCGAUAAAAAUAUGCUCAGAGAACAUCUUUUCUAAUGUUCUCUGUUGUUGAUGGACUUUUAUCUUUAUUGAUUUUACUUAAUGGUUGAUUUCAUUGUCAUGAUUCCAUGACCAUCACUGAAUGAUGUGAUGGAUUAUAUAUGUGAAAAUUAAUGUGUGAUAUUUCCAAUGGAGUUGAUUAAAUGUGCAAUGAGACAUUUUAAGGACUUUAAGAGUUCCUGAAACUGAAAUGACACUGAGUUUUAUUCAUUUCUGAAAUGUUAUUAAUUUGAGAAACUAUUGAACAAUGAUUACGUUGUGUAUUACAUACAGUCUGACAGACUGAAACAAUUAUACAUAUUUCGUUUUUCUUUUUCUGGUAUUGCAAAUUAAUCAGAUCACCUUUUGAUGAAUCAUCUCUAUCCUGAUGGGAGUGACCUCAUCCACAAUGAUAAUGUCCUCAUCUACAUGGCACGAGGGCUUUCUGAACGGUGUAAUGAGUAUGAAAAUGAAGUAACUUGCACGCUAGGGUGUAUACAGUCACCAGACCUUAAGCCAGUGGAAGCACAUCCCCUGAACACUGCUGAAAGGAAGAUUUUGGAAUGAAAUGUUAGUGAAGAUGGAAUAUCAUUGUGUUCAUCCAUCGAGUACAGAUCCAGUGAAUUGCAGGAUCUACUCUGACCGAGGCCCAACCGUCAUUUUAUGUCGGGUUUUGCCUUUAAUAUGUCACCUGUCUGUUGUUUAAAGAACCAGGAUUAAAGAAUUCAGUUUUGCUGGAAUUGAAUGACAACUUUUAAAAACUUCAAUUAAAGGUUUAAAAAUGUGAUUUGGUUUAAUUGUAAUUAACAAUUGCUUUUCUUGAACCAAACGUUUUUUGUUUUCUCAUGUUAUUCAUGAGACUCAGGGAAAUGUUGUGUUGGUCUGCUUAUAACACAAUUGUAUCAAAAUAAACAUAUCAUUUCAGUACAUA
This is a messenger RNA of Tachysurus vachellii, 4845 nucleotides long. RefSeq names its product ER degradation enhancer, mannosidase alpha-like 1 (gene edem1). Gene Ontology annotation, molecular function: mannosyl-oligosaccharide 1,2-alpha-mannosidase activity; calcium ion binding. Gene Ontology annotation, biological process: endoplasmic reticulum mannose trimming; carbohydrate metabolic process; mannose trimming involved in glycoprotein ERAD pathway. The coding region runs from base 156 to 2033 and encodes 625 amino acids. The transcript is spliced from 12 exons. The record is from RefSeq and is a predicted model, not a curated record. Gene Ontology annotation, cellular component: membrane; endoplasmic reticulum. Lineage: Eukaryota; Metazoa; Chordata; Actinopteri; Siluriformes; Bagridae.